Gigantopelta aegis is the source of this 639-nucleotide messenger RNA. RefSeq names its product late cornified envelope-like proline-rich protein 1. The record is from RefSeq and is a predicted model, not a curated record. Lineage: Eukaryota; Metazoa; Mollusca; Gastropoda; Neomphalida; Peltospiridae. Bases 212 to 604 code for a protein of 130 amino acids. The transcript is spliced from 3 exons.
UACCUGCGGUUCUGACUGUAACGAAUUAUUUCAUUGGGUCGUACUACUGUUAAGUGUAAGGAAUUAUUUGAUUAGUUCCAACUAUUUGAUACAGAUUUUUGUGAUAUACAUGUUCACGGCCAAAGGUACACAGCUGGUGAUCAGCCAGGGGUAUAAAUAACUGACGUCUGCUUAUUUGCUUCAGUCAUCUUGACUUCACACAGCCGCAAUCAUGAAGAUGUUUCUCUUUAUCGUAGUCGCCGUCGUCAUGAACAUCGUCCUUGUUGCAGACGGAAUUGAAAUUCCUGGUGGAGGAGGAGGAGGAGGAGGAGGAGGUUGUAUCUGCCCUGGACACUUUGAUCCCGUUUGUGGAGUUAAAUCCUACGCAAACGCAUGUAACAGAGACUGUGAUAAUGCUUUAGCUACUUCCGCCUACGUGUUCAGCAGCGUAUCCAGCUCGUGCGAAUCUGCGCCUAGUCCUACUACUACGCCUUGUCCUACUACUACGCCUUGUCCUACGCCACCGCCUUGUCCUACGCCACCACCUUGUCCUACCCCUGUACCGUGUCCUACAACUCCUACUCCUCCUUGUAGUAACUUAGGCUCAUCCUCCGAAGGAGACUGAAUUGUUUUCAUCAAAUCAACACUAUUCUCUUGAAG